CAACUUCCAACGCGCUUUUGCAUCAAAAAUAGCUCCCGAAGACCGAAGACGCGUCGGCGUACGUAAGCCAGCACCGCUCACUGGCGCAACGCGCGUCUCGCGGCUAAGAAUUAAAAAAUAAAUAAAUAAACACCUAGUGCGAUUAACUGUGUCGGACAUAGAUAUAGUGCUGCCAAUAGUUAUGGUGCGACGUAGAAUACAUCGCCGGCCGCUGUCAACGAACUAGUACGAAGAUCUUCCAUCUUUGGCAGCGGAAGCAUCGGCGGAUGUCCCGGCGCGGACGAUGGAUAAUCCAUCGUACUUCGCGUUCCCUGAUAAAGAUGUCGCUGACAGCGCCAGUACGGCCGCAGCCGCUAGCACGGAACAAUGUUCUCGGUCUGCGCCGGCCCGGAGCUGGUCUGACAUGCGACCACUGAGCUCUCCUCGACGCAGGGAACCCGACAGUCCCAGACGUAAAGAGUUCAGAGCUCUACUGAGGUCACUCUCAGCUAAGGAACCAGAGCAGGCGGAAGCAUUUCUCAAGGGACAACCAAGACCAGGCGACUGCGCUCCCAGUGAUAUGAAGCACACUUUCACAGCUCCGAGAUUGAAGAAAGGAAAAAUUAGUACUUCAGUGGUGACAUCAGAGGGCGUGAGGGAGCGUGAGGAGGUAUUCUACACGAUCCCCCUGCAGGGGCGCCGACGUCACUCUGUGGGGGGAUACCUGGCGACAGGGGGAGGGUGCGCCGGGGAAGUCACCUCAGUGCCCAGCGAGGUUCCCAAAAUGCCCCCGCCACGGUUCAACCAUAACGAGGAUGAUGUUGUGAAAAGGAGACGACCUAGGAAUUUCUCAUUUAAAGAGAUGGAAGACAUAGCGAUCCUGUGGAGCUCAGGGUCGCCGGAGAGCGCGCUGUGGUCGGAGUAUCUGGUGGCCAGUUUUGACAAGAUAAUGUCGCAGAGAGCCAGGCAUCACUACAGAGUAACACCGAUAACAGCUGAGGAACUUUUAUCAUCAGAGUCACAGGAAAAGUUAGACAAACUGUCCAAAGCACAGCUACAAAUUGUUAUACUGUGUCCCAAUCUGGAUACCAAAUUGUCAGACCUAAAACGAGAGUUGAACACUGAGAAUUUAUUUAAAGUAGAAAAAGUACUAGUAAUGCUGCUGGGAGUUGAAAAAAAUAAUGUCAUAUCAAAUAAUUGUGAAGACUACCCUUCAAUCGAUCAAUGGCAGAUGAUGUCAGUACGCGAGAAAGAUACUUCGUUCGUCGACACUUUUCUGACCGCUGCAGUUGGUAUUUUGAGAACCAAAGACUGUAAAGACACAGCUGCGGAUAGAACUAGCUUCUCUAUUGUACCGAAGAAAGUUAAAAUUGGUCAAAGUCGCGUCAUAGCGUUACUCAACGAUCCUAUAAGGGAAGAAGAUAGUAUAAAAAUAAUGGUGGACAAGAAAGGAGAAGUUAUAAACAUACCGACGUUCAAGAAGAGAAAUCCAUACACGCUACAAUUUGAUAUACCAGAGUCGUGCCUGGAGGUGUCGAUGUUGGUGUGGGUGCGCGUCAGCAAGAACGGCCAGUCUCUGGGGCGGCGGCAGAUCAAGUGCGAGAGUCGUCUGCGCGAGCUUGACCAGCUGCUGCGCGCCUCCGACCAUCCCCUAGAGUUCAUGUGCCAGACACUUGGAUUUAAAACGACCAACAAGGAGCAGCUGGAUAGCUGGAUGCUAAGUGCCUUUCAGAAAAAUAUUCCGCCGCAUUUCAAUUUGCUUUCAUCUACCGAGCAAUUUAAUCCUAAAGCCGACGUUUGCAGUAACGAGGAGUACCCGACGCUGCUGCACUGGGCGGCGCGGUUCGGGCUGGAGCGCGUGUGCUGGCAGCUGCUGGAGUGUCCGGGCGGUGCGGCGGCCGCAGCGCUCCGCAACGCGCGCCGCCGCACGCCCGCAGAUCUCGCGCGCGACCACAGGCAUCUGCGCCUUGCUGACAUGCUCGCGGAUCACAUGAAAAUAAACGAAUUCUCAAAUAUGUAUUAUUAUUUGAAAAAUAUGUCCGAUAAUGACAAAGAGGAUGGACAAGAAGAUGAAAAACAAGAAGAAUUAAGAAUCGUAGAGAAUUGCGAUACGGUUGAUUCUCCGCGCCAUGAGGAAGCUAAGGUCUUAGAGGAACAAUCCUCGGAUCCUUUCAGUGAAGCUUGCACUCAAAACUUGGAAGAGAACGAAGUGAAAUCGGAAAUGUCAGAGGAAACUGGGAAAAAACAUAGGCCAAAUUUAAAACUACCCAACGUAAAAGAACAAUUUUAUCAAAACGACUUUAUGCCACACGACGACACCGCGGGAAGAAUACAGCAAGCCAUCGAACACGAUUACUUAGUACAGCCGUCUAAUAUAAAAGUGGAGGACAGUCCCAAAUUCCGACCAAAUAACUUGUACGCGAAUAGUUCUCGUCUGUUGCCUCAUCAAUCGGAAAUAUUCCUGUACUCACCCACCGAAGAAAGCAAUAAGACUUUCAACAUAGAAACCCCAACGAGUGAUAUUAGCCAAAUCAACCUAAAUACCAAAGAUGCGCGUAGUAGCGGCAGCAUGAAAUCUAGCAAAGAAUGUUGCCCUUUAACGGGACAAGAGGAGUUAGCAGAAAUUAUUAAUGACUUUAAAAACAAUGUAUUUACAAUAUCUGAAGUGGAGAAACUUGUUAUGGAAUGGAGAAAUAGAAACGAAACUCAACAGUCCCUUAAAGAAAAACAAGAGCAAUUGAAUAAAAUGCGUGAAGAGUAUGACAAAAUUCAACAGAAGAUAAAGGAGAAAUUGAAAAGGCCAACACCAUUUGACCGAGUUAAGAAAAUGUUUUCGAAGAGCAAAAACAAAAAUCACGACAGCAAUACGGGCACAAUUGAGAAAAGGAACGGAAGCACGAGACCUAACAGUAGUUUAAGCGACAGUUCAUCAUCAUCGGGUCGCCUGAGCACAGUGAGCGGCGGCAGCGCUGCAGACACCACCAGCGUGCAGUCCGAGCACGACGCCCACGCCAGGUCUAUUAUAUCGUCUAGUACGAGUACGCUGACGAUGCACACGGCUUGCGAGGACAGCAGACUGGAUGAUUACCUGAUCCCGCCACCGCCGCGCCCGCUCAAUGGUGCGCCGCAGUUCACUACCUUCGGACAUCCCAAGCAUGACAACAGGGGUGGUCAGCAUAUGGCUACGAUAGUAGAGCGCGAAGCGUCCGCAUCUCGUGAAAGACUGGAUGAGAAUGAGGCGAGCGGUACGCACCUACGGCUCAAGUUCCGUGCGCGCGAGCGAUCUGCGGCUCGCUGUGACGACCGUGACCCCGCCCACAUGUACAUGAACAUAUCAGCCACGCACACAUAGACAACUAAAGAAACAC
Molecule: messenger RNA, 3347 nt
Organism: Papilio xuthus (Asian swallowtail)
Lineage: Eukaryota; Metazoa; Arthropoda; Insecta; Lepidoptera; Papilionidae
Gene: stumps
Product: DBB domain-containing protein stumps
Exons: 15
Coding region: 284-3331 (1015 amino acids)
Cellular component (GO): cytosol
Molecular function (GO): transmembrane receptor protein tyrosine kinase adaptor activity; fibroblast growth factor receptor binding
Source: RefSeq, a predicted model, not a curated record